AUGCUACCAGACGUGUUCUUACGUUCCUUCUGUACAGAGGGCACAGUUCUUACACAGGUGGCUUUCACCAAGCGGCAGGGUGACAUCUGCGACCUCCUGGAUGCUGCCAACUGGCGGAGGCAGCUUUCUUCUGCCACACCGGUUGCCAAAGCCAUGCUGCUGUCAGAGGCGCAGCCUGGGGCCAGGGCUUUCCUCGCGGCAGUGCCGCGUGGACGCUGCCGCAUGGACCCUCCGGCAUUCAUUACUGAACUACGCCUCAGGCUGGGCAUGCCGGAAGCCAACGCCAAUGUCUGGUGCCCACGCUGCGAUGGCAUUUUGGAUGCCUACUCCCACCAUGCUGGCAUCUGCACUGUCGGUGGCCGGGACCUUGUCUGCUCCUGGGCUCUCCGUGCAGGCCUGCAGCCCGAGAAGGAGAAGGCUGGCUUGCUCUUGCCGCAGCGGCCGGAGGAUAUCCAGCUCUCAGGCCGGCGACCGGCUGACAUCUUCGUUCCCUGCUUGGAAGGGUCCCCAUCUGCACUUGACCUGGCCAUUACUGGCCCCCAGCGGAUCGGGUCCCUCCCCCAGGCAUCGGUCGAAGCAGUGAGCGCGGCAGCGGCCUAUGCUGCCGUGAAGGCUUCGCACCUGAACACUGCAGCCACUUGUGCCGUGCAAGGCAUCAAGUUCAUUCCGAUGGUGGCUGAGACCACUGGCGCUUGGGACAACGGAGCUGACCGCAUUCUGCGUCUCGUUGCGUCUGCAGCAGCCGCCAGAGAGGGCGCCGAUGGGGCAGCCUUGACUGGGCUUAUGUUCCAGGAGCUCUCGGUUUGCAUCCGGGGCUUCCGGGCUCAUGCGGCCUUGCGCCGCCGUGCUGAGCUUCAGACAGGGGCCUGCUGUCCGCUCGGCAGCCGUUGUCCUGGAGCCGCCGGCCUUGUAAAGCCGCAUGCUGCACGCGCAUGUUGGGCCAGAGCCUUCCCAUCACAUGCGGGCCCUUGUAACUGA
Molecule: messenger RNA, 978 nt
Organism: Symbiodinium pilosum
Lineage: Eukaryota; Dinophyceae; Suessiales; Symbiodiniaceae
Source: the annotation of a GenBank genome assembly